AUAUAAAGAACAAGCAGACAAAGUAACAGAUUACAGGACCUGGGCAAGCAGAAGUGUAGUAGAAGUCAGUCCUGGCUAGUGAAGAUGAUCCUUUGGGCCGCUUUGCUGAUGUCUUACUGUUGUUUGGGUAUGAAUGGAGCUGCAGCAAAGAGCACAGGACUGGAGAGGAUAGAGAAAUGUGGCACCAGGUGUUCUCAGGGUCUUCACUGCAAGACCAAGCCAGGCUAUUUGGUUUCUCCUCCAUGUCAGAACGCUGUUGUAGGUCUCAACAUGUCCUUCGUGUUCCACAACAUUAGCCUCUCCACGGUCAUGAGCUGUGAGGGGAGGCAGAAGUGCUCACUACACCUCAGAAUCAAAACUGUGUUACAACUUAAUGAAUCCAUCCAUGGUUUGUCUAUUUGCACCGUCACUGCAGGGAUGAUGGUGAACUGCCAAACCUUCAGCUUCACAAGAUCGUCAAGAGAAAGGAUGUCUGGACUGCAGGUGGAAGUCGAGAAUGAUUGCACUGACGUUUCUCCGAACCAGCAAGUGCAAGUCAUGGUGAAAACUGUGCCAAGCUACUGUGGCAUAACCUGGACUGGCACCUAUGAUGCUCCACAAUGCAUCAGUAAAGAUUUGAGAAGACAUGUCCCAGAAUGCAUCACUGGUAGGCUAUCGUAUGAUGUAAAUCCAGAGAGGAAAGAGCUGACUGUCAGUGUAUCAGACAUGCUUGAAAAUCACAACUACCACCUCCGUCUGUGCUACAAGGAUUUCAUCUGUUUUGGCACAGGGGCAAGUGCACUGAUAAAGAAGGAGGAACCGGUAAAGAACACUACCCUCCUGUACUCCCGACCUUUGCCCUGCCUCUGUAUCGAGGGAUGGUCAGCUGUGGUGGAUGCCCCCAGAGUCCAGGUCUGCCCAUUCAAAGACCGUCUUGAGGAACUGUGGUUCGGAGCUACCUUUGACCCAGUGGAGAAGAUACUAUCAUGGGAACCAGUCUGUCCAGUUACCUCAGUUGUCACACUGUGUCAGAAAAAAGAGGAAGGCGUCUGUGUGGAUCUGCCCCAUGCCUCCCAGAAUGUUAGCAGAGGAAAGAUAACAUUUACUGAAGUGGAUCCACACCCGCAACUGUGCAUAAAGUUUACUGCAGGGUCUCAUUCCUGGACCAGGUGCCCCUUUGCUGAUGGGAGAUUCCAAGCAUGGGAGAUGGAAGUGACAAGACAACAGGAUCAUGAAGAAGUGAGGAUGAUGUCACAGAUUUCUGCCACGUUUUCUGUGGGGCUGUGUGUGAAGUCUGCAGGGCCUGCUGUGUGCCAGAUCACCAAAACACACACCGUGCAUGUGGAGACCAAUAAAGCUGUUGGCUUAAAGUUGGCAGAGGAACUAUGCAACUCUUGUGUCCAGGUGAAGAGGCUCGAUGUGAAGUAUGCUGCCACAGUCAUUCACUGUCUUGCGCAGUGCAAUCAGUCCUCACCUCUCACAGCUGUUAUAGCGAGUCGAACCUCGGGGGGCUUGACCUGGGUUGUUUUACUAGUUGGUGUGUGCCUCUCUGGUCUCAUAAUGGUCACUCUGGUGCUCCAUGUACUGUUAACAGUGUAUCAGAAGAGGAAACAAAAAAGAAAUGGAAAUGAAAAGCAAAUAGAUCCUGCUCUUGACUGUGUGGUCCCUGCAUUACAAAUUCAUCUCCUUGGAGGGAUCCUCAUACCCGAUUCAUCGCAGUGUGGGAACACCGAGAAGGCCAACUUCAUCACUGCAUAAGCAAAGAAUGGUAGUAUGUAUAAUACUGUAUAUGUGCUAGUUAGUAUGUUUGUCAUAGUUAUUGGCUAUUGUUUAUGUAUUCUUUAUGAUGUUAUCUGUGUGGGUGAAAGUUACAGCAUCUAUUGUCAUUUUUUAAGUUAAAAUAUUCUUUCAGCUCGCAGCUAAACUUUUCCCUUCCUAAUUUUAAUUUCUAUUUUCAAUAAAAAAUUCAAAUAAAACUACUUAAAAAAUGGUAAUACAAUACACACUUACUGUACAUUAGUCACAGCCGUAAAUGCAGCACAUCACUCACAAAACUGGAAAAGUCCUAAAAUAUGACACAAGCACACUACACUCUUAAACAGGAGCAGCGAGUUGAACUGAAUUGCAGUGUUCACUGUUGUACUGAAUUGUAAGAUGUUUUAUUUUUUCCAACCCCUAUAGACGUCUCCUAGCAGCCCCCAUAUACAACAGAUCUCCUUUUGUAUUUAAACUUAAGAGUUUCCAAGAAAUGAGUGUUAACUGGAGCUCCUACAUCACUUUGUUUGCACACUUGUUCAGACAAGCAAGCACUACUGUUUACUGUCUGCUCCUUACAUUUACAUAAU
Molecule: messenger RNA, 2324 nt
Organism: Xiphias gladius (swordfish)
Lineage: Eukaryota; Metazoa; Chordata; Actinopteri; Istiophoriformes; Xiphiidae
Gene: il17rel
Product: interleukin 17 receptor E-like
Exons: 18
Coding region: 85-1737 (550 amino acids)
Molecular function (GO): interleukin-17 receptor activity
Source: RefSeq, a predicted model, not a curated record